Messenger RNA from Brettanomyces nanus, 1200 nucleotides. RefSeq lists its product as uncharacterized. The transcript has 2 exons. The record is from RefSeq and is a predicted model, not a curated record. NCBI's taxonomy places the organism in Eukaryota, Fungi, Ascomycota, Pichiomycetes, Pichiales, Pichiaceae. Bases 1 to 1200 code for a protein of 399 amino acids.
AUGUUAGGAUCCAGGUUUUUCAAAGACUAUAGUGAAAACUAUCUGACUCCUAGAGAGUUUCAGGACAAGGCUCGUAAGGAUAUUAAUAAGCAUGUUCAACAAAUAAGAGAACGAGGUGGAUUUGAGACGGCACCCAGAAGGAAGAUACCGGGGCUUAAGAGGGGUCCAGUUCGUCCAUAUACGGGGACGGGUUCAACGGGUCCAGUGGGUCCAGUGGGUCCUACGGGUCUAAUAGGUCCAACGGGUCCAAUGGGUUCGAUGGGUCCAAUGGAUCCAACGCCGACGAAUAGCAUAGGCUCGAGCUCGAACUCGAACUCGUUGACUAUGCCAUAUGGAAGUUCCCCCCUACGGAAAGCUGUGUCUAUCGAUUCGUCAGACGCUUCUUCAAUCGACUCGUCGUCGUCGCAGGGUACGGCGCCUUCGGUUUACGCGAAUGUGGCGCGCGAGUGCGCCGGGGCCAGUGGAUCGGUGGGCGCAGUGACCGGGCCGCUCACUCUUGCAGAAUCCCUCCCCAAAGACUUCUCGGAUUAUUAUGCACAGGACUUCGACGUGGAGCGCUUUUCCAAUGGUCGUCCUGUGUUCACGCGUCGAAAUUUGAAGUCGUGGGAGCUAAAUGAUAUUCGCUCGUUGCUUAUUUAUCCGGAAAUGAAACCAGAAUGGUUCGGUAAGAUACCACAGGUGGCAUCACCAUAUCCGAACUUGUCUUUUAAACUCCAGGUUAUUCCGUUACAGUGUACGGAUGAAGAAUUUGUACAGUACCUCUCGGAGUCCGAGAUUUACCGCGAAAGUAAGUUUGACGUACAAUUUAGAGUCACCACGGCACAGUACAUCGUGGAGAAGGCCCGGGUACGUCCCCGGUCGAUCCUUGAGACGAACUUUGGAGUGCCUCAGGAGGCAUUUGAUUCGCGGACAAACCUUGUUGGAGAAGUUCAGUAUGACGCUUACUUCAAAUUCGAGUGGAGAAACGUUAUUGAGAACUAUAUGCUCAACUUGGGUAUUGAAAACCAGUGUCGGUUGGAGUUUAAGGAGCAGACCAAUAAGUUCAAGCGGUUAAAUAAGCACAAAGUGCAGUAUGCCGGAUCAGAGGAUCUCUAUAAGAAGGUUUUGGUUCAUAAUAAGGCCACGUUAAACGAUGAGACCAAGACUAAAAUAUGGCAUGAUGUUCAAAAGAGUGUAUAUAGUCGAUUAGGAAUGGUUUAG